Didymodactylos carnosus is the source of this 2232-nucleotide messenger RNA. Lineage: Eukaryota; Metazoa; Rotifera; Eurotatoria; Philodinida; Philodinidae. The record is from the annotation of a GenBank genome assembly.
AUGAACAUCGCAACUGUUGUCUUUUCGAUUUUACUUGCUGUGACAGCGCUAACUGUUACUUCAUCACUGAACAUUGAAGGUUCAUCCAAACGAGUUUUAGUUUUACUCGAUAAUUUGGCUAUCCGUGAAUCACAUUCAUUUUAUUUUAAAUUAUUGAAAGAUCGCGGUUUUGACAUAACGUAUAAAUCAUCUGAUGAUAGUACACUUCAAAUUGUUAAAUACGGUGAAUAUCUUUAUGAUAAUAUCAUUAUUUUUGCACCAGGAACUAAAGAGUUUGGAGGUCGAUUAGAUGCGGAAACAUUGGCGCAGUUUGUUGAUGCUGGUGGUAAUGUACUCGUAACCGGUAGCAAUGUCAUUGGUGAUGCAAUACGAGAGUUUGCUGGAGAAUGUGGAAUUGAGUUUGCUGACGAUAAGAGUGCCGUCAUUGAUCAUCUUAAUUUUGAUUCCAACGACAAUGGUCAGCAUACACUUGUCGUUGCAAAUACAGAUAACCUUAUUAAUUCAGAACUCAUUGUUGGUAAAGCUAAACAAGUCGGUGCACCAUUCUUAUUUCGAGGCAUUGGAAUGUCAGUUGAUCAAGAAAAUCCAUUAUUGAUAGAUGUUUUGACCGCAUCGUCGUCUGCUUAUACAGCCAAUCCCGAUCAACAAACGUUAACAGACUAUCCGUCUACUGUUGGUAAACGAACAUUACUUGUAUCUGUACUUCAAGCACGAAAUAACGCACGUGUUGGCUUUGUUGGCUCAUUAGAAUUUUUCAGCAACGAUUUUUUUGAAGCAUCAGUCCAAAUCGGUAAUUCUAAAAAACAUCCUCGAUCUGGUAACGAAGAAUUAGCAUUAGCAUUAACUGAUUGGGUAUUUAAACAACGUGGCGUAUUACGUUCAAGAAAUAUUCAUCAUCAUCUUCUUAAAGAUAAAUCAACACCGCGAUUUUAUACAAUCAAAGAAGACAUUAUAUUUAGCAUUCUGUUUGAUGAAUUUGUACAUGGAAAAUGGAUUCCCUUUAAUGGUACUGAUGUUCAACUGGAGUUUAUUCGAAUUGAUCCCUUCGUUCGUGUUACAAUGAAAAAUACUGGUGGUAAAUUAGAAUCACAUUUUAUCAUUCCGGAUAUUUAUGGUAUUUAUAAAUUUGUUAUUGAUUAUAAUCGUGUGGGUUACACACAUUUGUAUUCUGAAACACAGGUUUCUGUACAUCCUUUACGUCAUACUGAAUACGAACGUUUUAUAGCAUCAGCAUAUCCAUAUUAUAUUUCAACAUUUUCAAUGAUGGCCGUUGUUGUUUUUUAUUCUAUGUCUAUUUUACUAAAAACAAUCUCCUGUCCAUGUUUACCAAAACAUAUUCUCGAUUAUUUAUUCACAACCUAUCAAAUAACAACAACAAACGACUAUCUUCUUAAAUAUGAUGAUUUUGACGAAGAAAUAACGAAUCCUUGUUUAUCACAUUCACAAAUGAAAUGCAUUUAUUCAUGUAUAAUUGCUCAAACGGCAUGUUUAAAUGGAACGUGUCAAAUAUCAUUUCUACCACAAUCGUCUUAUUCUGUUGAUUUUGAACAAAUUGAUCAGUAUCAAUUAUUCUCUGAUAAAGAUGAUUCUCAUGUAAUGUUUCUGUUUGAAAACUUAAAACCUGAAAUAUGUAAUGAUUUUUUUCAUACAUUUCUUAUACGUUUAUGUUUGAAAAAUAAUUUUUUAAAAAUGAAAAAAUUUAAAUUUAUUAAUACAAAUAAUUUAUUAUUCAAUUUAAAAAUGUUUUAUGAAAAAUGUAAACAGUAUAUUCCAAAUAGAAAUGAUUUUUUUCAAAAUCAAAUGUUCUAUUCUGAAUGUUUCACACUGGAAUCAUUAUUAGCAGAAGUUCAGAGUAGUUAUCAGAAUAAUUCUGUUGAUGAUCAUCAAGAUAAUAAUCUUAAUAUAUUGAUUAUUAAUGAUUUGUAUUCAUUAUUUUCACAACAUAUUGGUUUAACUAUUGAAAUUCAGACAUAUGCUACUUAUUUAACGACUUUAUUUAAUACAAUUGCACAAGAUAAUUCAAUGUUGAUGUUAACAGGAUUAUUCACAUCUAAAAAUAAUCAGAAUGAUGAACAAGAUGAUGAUAAAUUUAAUUGGAUAAAAGCGAAUGUAAAAGUAUCAUUUCAGCCGAUAGACGAUAAUAAAAUUAAAAUUAAAGUUUUACGGGGACAAGUCGAUGGUACAAUUAACAAAGAAACAGUAAUUGAUUUGACGAAAUGGAAAAAUAUUUGA